Messenger RNA from Symbiodinium pilosum, 615 nucleotides. The record is from the annotation of a GenBank genome assembly. NCBI's taxonomy places the organism in Eukaryota, Dinophyceae, Suessiales, Symbiodiniaceae.
GAUCGCACGCGCGAGGAGCUGAAGAAGAUCGGGCUGCCGAGUGGUGCCGACUUCAGCACUGACGUGAACGGGAAGCGCAAUUGGGCCUGGGUUCCCGUUGCAAAUGACAACAAGGAGGAUGAGUUGAUGAACCUCCUCCAGAAGUAUGCCAUUGACGUGGCAGAGUUUUCCUGGCAGAGCUUUUCCGAGCUGUACGACGAGGUCUACACCAACCGCCUCUCAGAGCUGCAGGAGAUUGAUAACGAGCUGCUGAGGACAGUUCGCAUCGUGAAAGUGUGGCUGUCGGCCGACAUCUUAGGUUGCAGGCAUGUCCUGGUCAUGAAGACCAAGCAGCAGAGACGAAAGACUGUAGAAGUUCCAGGUGUGCGGGCCCUGUCCAUGCGCAUGCGGGCGGCCCAGACCUGGGAUGAUGCAGCGCGGGAGGCCCUACACGAUAUUGCUCGCCAGAUUGUUCUGCGCAUGUUGCCCACAAAGCGGCCUCGAGACCUGUCAGCGCGAAGAUGUGAAUGCGACGUCAAGGUAAGAAGCAUCUCGGGAGAGACUAUGCUGGUACUUGACAGCAAGACGAGCCCCGAAGAAGUGCAGAAUAAGAAGAGGAUUAGCAACAUGGCAUAG